Zootermopsis nevadensis is the source of this 847-nucleotide messenger RNA. The record is from RefSeq and is a predicted model, not a curated record. NCBI's taxonomy places the organism in Eukaryota, Metazoa, Arthropoda, Insecta, Blattodea, Termopsidae.
AACCCACGAUGCCAGUAUCAGGGCCGGAGAAAUACUGCUCACCCGGUGAGACCAAAGGUUCAGAGGUGUUGAGCUGUGUGGUCCGGUAGAAAGUAACCGACGUUUCAGAGGUGCCUACUGAUGAUGGAUGAGCCCCUCUGAAACGUCGGUCAAUUCCUAAAAACUGCUCCGUGUGUCCAGACCGUCACCGCUCUGUGGUUCACGGUGUCACUGACGUCGUUCAUCGGGCUGUACGCCAUGCUGGUGGCCGUGGGGUGCACCCAGCUGCAGAAACUCAGCGCCGCGCUGCUGGGGGCGUGUGUGGAGCGCGGACUGAGGGACCGAGUGCUCCAGCAUCAGCACAUCCUGCGGUAAGGCACAGCCGGCUCUGAGUGAGGCCCCAAGGCGUCUUUUGCGAGCACACAAACGAGACGUUUCGCUUUGUGUCUGCAGGUUCCUGCGGGAGCUACAGGACACGUACCGCCUGGUGCUGGUCGGCCCGUUCCUGCUCAUUGCCUGUGGGAUGUGUGUCAACACGUUCUCCAUCCUGCUGAGCUGGGGCAACGCGACCGAUACCCUGCAGGCCCUGACGCUCAUCGUGGCUCUCACCUCGCAGCUCUACGUCUACUGCUGGUUCGGCAACGAGCUCACCGGCCAGAGCGCCGAGUUGCGGGAGGCCGUGUGGGGCUGCAGCUGGGUUGGGGCACCCCUCCGCGAGCAGCGCGCACUCCUUUUCAUGAUGGGGUCUGCCAAUGAGUUCACACUGACAGCAGGGGGCAUCAUACCCGCGUCGCGACACACCCUGAUGCAAGUGCUGAACCAGACUUAUUCAUUUCUCAUGUUCCUCAUGAACUUCAUGGAUGACUAA